CGACACCCUAAUUUGGCUCACCAAUUUCGCAGAUUUAAACUCGCUCGCAUUAUUACAUACAGCAUACAUCCUGUAGUAUCAAGUUCGUCAAGUCAAUCUAAAUAUUUAAACUCACCUUAAAAUGUGCAAGUGUCUGGCCGGUAACGUAGCGUGCUGCUGUUUUAAUUGCGCACUUAGUGUGCUGAUAUCAAUCAUCAGCACUUUUCUAAUCGUGUUUAUUGUGGUUGGAUUGACUGUGUACUUUGUUUACUAUUACGAGAAGGAGGAUGAUGUGUCCAAGCUCAAAAACACGGUCACGGACAACUUCCAGUCAGGCCUUGACAAAAUAAAAGAUGCCCUAAGCAAGUAGUAGGCUACCAUAAAGUAUGUUAUGCUACCAACCACCUAAUACGGAGCCAAAAUUAUGAUAAUUUGCAAGCCUUUCCAAUAAUUACAAGUACAAAAUGUCCGUGUUCCAUUUAAAUAUUCCAAAAAGUCUAAAUACAAUAGAUAUAUACACAUAUGCACAUGUGUAUAACCUCAAAUAUUUACACAUUUUAAAUACAG
Messenger RNA from Drosophila guanche, 546 nucleotides. Its product is annotated as protein midgut expression 1. NCBI's taxonomy places the organism in Eukaryota, Metazoa, Arthropoda, Insecta, Diptera, Drosophilidae. The transcript is spliced from 3 exons. The record is from RefSeq and is a predicted model, not a curated record. Bases 122 to 349 code for a protein of 75 amino acids.